GAAGGGACAGAGGUGGGGGGGCAGUGGGGGCAGUGGCAGCCCCAUCCCCUGCCUGGGGCAUUCUGGCACCGCCACCAUCAUGGGCAGUGCUUUCCACUGGGAGGCCCGUCGUAGGCAGGUGGCUUUGGUACAGAGGAGGCAGCAGAUGCAGCAACAGCAAGAGAAGUGCACAGCUCCCAAGCUAGGAGGGAGGUGCUCAGCCCGAUGUUUCUCGGGAGGGGCUGUGCCGGGGGCAGUGUCACAGAGAAACAAUGCUCGGGGCUGUGGUGGGUGGAGGAAGACAGCGCAUGCUCCAGCCUCAGUCUCCAGCUCCAGGGAGCAGAGGGCCCCUCUCCCUCUGGAUCUGCUUGUCUUGCUCCCUGUGAUGCCUGGCAGAUGGGUGCCCAGGUGGGAGGGAGGAGGCUGUCACUUGCUGGGGUCUUCUUGCCAGGAACGGAAGAAACCCCAAGAGGGGAAAUGCCAACCUGAGAAACGAACCCAGCCAUCUCAGGAGUCACAUCAGGAGCCAGGGCCAUCGCAGGUACAAUCGCCACCACCUAAGCAACCACAGCCGCCCCCGCCAAAGCCAGCGGAGCAGCCACCGCCCCCGCCCCCGCCGCCGCCGCCACCAUCGCCACAGCCACAGCCACAGCCACAGGCACAGCCACAGCCACAGCCUCCACCUCAACCAAGGCAACAAAAUGCCCAAGACCCUCUUACUCAGCUCUGUGCCAAGCACACACUCCAGGAUUCCCAAAAGCCUGGUCCCCAGCUUGACUCAAUGGGGACCCAUCAAACUAAAGGACAAUCCAACUGCUUUACGGAUAAAUUCCAAGGAGAGCAGAGAAUCCCUCCAGACCCUGAUUUCAGCAGACCAGGCCAAGCCUGCCUAGCUAAGUACACCUGGAGGCCACGCUUCACGAGAGAAGAGAGAAACAUCAGUGAGAAUUGUGGGGAGUCCAGAGCCGAUGCAUGCAUCUGCAAGGUAGAUGGUGACAGAGAUAACUGGCGCCUUCCUAGACCCCUGGCCAGAGGCGGAAAUUCCACACCUCUCAUGCCCUCCGCCCUCCCCCCACUAAACAGCUGUAUGAAAGAAGUACCUAUGCCCCCUUUUUGGCGCGAACUUCCCUGGCCCACCCUCGGACCAGCGAAUUUUGCCCAGGAGCGCAAGAUUAAAACCUCCCCCUUUUAA
This is a messenger RNA of Eptesicus fuscus (big brown bat), 1171 nucleotides long. RefSeq names its product coiled-coil domain containing 200 (gene CCDC200). The coding region runs from base 80 to 1171 and encodes 363 amino acids. The record is from RefSeq and is a predicted model, not a curated record. The transcript is spliced from 4 exons. Lineage: Eukaryota; Metazoa; Chordata; Mammalia; Chiroptera; Vespertilionidae.